Pecten maximus is the source of this 2032-nucleotide messenger RNA. RefSeq names its product monomeric sarcosine oxidase-like. The record is from RefSeq and is a predicted model, not a curated record. Lineage: Eukaryota; Metazoa; Mollusca; Bivalvia; Pectinida; Pectinidae. Bases 311 to 1579 code for a protein of 422 amino acids. The transcript is spliced from 7 exons. Gene Ontology annotation, molecular function: flavin adenine dinucleotide binding; sarcosine oxidase activity.
UGACGGUGCCCGAUUAUUUACGACUUACCGCUGCUCGUCAACAUUAUACGUAAAGUGGUUGUCUGAAUUGACAAUUUGAAUUUGUCUUUUCUUCUGUAGGCUAGCUGGAAAUAGAUGCUAGGUAUGGUGUUAUGUUAUGAUUGGACGUCUAUAUAUAGCUAGCCUAUUGUCUGUGAUGUGAAUGUUUAUUUACUUACUAUCGUCAGAGGCAGACACCGUGAGUUUACAUCACCUGUAUGGCUAUCACUGCAGUAGACAAACGUUAACAGCGUCAAGGUGUGACACAGGACUAUUCAGUUAGCGUCUGGAUAUGUACGACCUUUGUGUUAUUGGUGCUGGACUAAUUGGAUCAGCCGCAGCCCGCCACGCCUCCCUACAAAACAACACCCGAGUAUGUCUGAUAGGACCAGAUGAACCACAGGAAAGGAGUUUGGAAUCACCUAGGGAGAUAUUUGGCGCCCACUACGAUGAAGGAAGGAUCACGCGGUGUUCGGACCCCGAUCCUGUGUGGGCGGCAUUGGCGCAGCGAUCUAUUAAUAGAUACCGGGAACUGGAGCGUGCUUCCGGUGUUGUAUUUUACGUGGAGACUGGAUGUCUGAUGGCCGGACCAGCACAGGGCAAGUUUAUGUCAGACACAAAGAGGACUGUCUCCUCCCAGAAUAUCCCCCACGAAUACCUUACUCCAGAAUUGUUAAAGACACGCCUCCCUUACCUGAACCUGCCGGACACAGACGAAGCGAUUUACGAAACGACAAGAGCAGGAUACAUAAAUCCGAGGGCAUUGAUAAAUGCGCAGAAACGGGUAGCUAUGGACAACAAAUGUGACGUCAUCGAUGACGUUGUGUGUAAAGUAUCACAGGAACACGUAAAUGGAGUGUCUUUCAUGUCAGUUCUUACAGAGGGAGGUCGAAGGAUUGAGGCCAACAGAGUUCUCCUUGCAACCGGAUCUUUCACUACUUUUAGAGACCUUCUACGCACAGGAACAGAACCGGAAGUGACACUGUGUCCGCUAGCUGUAGCCAAGGUCGAGGUCAGCGAAGAGGAUGUAAAGCACCUAGAACGGAUGCCAUCUAUCCUGUACUACGGACACGGAGCGCCAGACUGGCCCGAAAAUUACCCUCGCAGUCCGAAAAACCUCAUUGGUAUAUAUGUACUCCCGCCAAUCAAGUACCCGGAUGGUAAAUGUUAUAUAAAGCUCGGAAAUUUCCACGACUCCGUGCCUCAAAGGUUGACGACUCUCGCGGAAGUGAAGGCGUGGUUCUGUGGGGAAGGGGUAUCAUCACUUGUGACCAAAUCAGCUCGUCUGAUCAACGCCAUGACGAAAGGUAUAAAGCCGCUAUCCUACCACGGAGACCAGUGUGUGAUCAUGGAGACACCCACCAAUCGUCCGUACAUUGACCUCGUCCAUCCUGGCCUCGGUGUGGCUAUCGGAGGCAAUGGCUACGCCGCCAAAUCCAGUGACGAGAUCGGACGCAUCGCAGCCAUGUUGGUCCUUAAAGGAGAAUGGGAUUCUGAUCUUCCGGCCGAGUCAUUCAAACUACGACUAAAACCUAAGAAUAAACCACAGUCCAAGAUUUAAUGUUAAUUUUCCAAAAAUGGAGGCAAAGGACGAAAUACUGUACAGUACCAAGAUCACGUGAUUUCUACUCAGACAUGUUUCUGGGGAGACGCGUCAUAACCGUUUGUAGUGGGAUUGCUUAUGACAGCACGUUCGGUUUUCACAAAAAUGUGACUUGAAACAGUUUUUUUUUUCUUUUUCUUUUUCUUUUAGUUUUUUCAAGCGUCUUGUUGAAGAAAUGUAAUCUAAAUCCUUCUAGUUCUUCAAUGUUGUAGCAGUUUGACGUCACAUUGACAAGGUAUUGGCUACUGACGCUAACAGCGAAGCAGAUAUCGCAGAUAAUGUGUAGUCCCUUAUAUAUAUUUUACUUUCUGCCCUUAAGGAUUUAUCACAUCAUGUGCCCCCUAGCAUCACUGGCUUGUCAUGGAAAGACGAAACUAAAAUCGAAUCUAGAAUUUCUAUUUAUUUUCAAAU